AUCCGAAAGAUCCACUGUGACCCUCGUUCCCAGAGACAGAGAGGCAUCCGUUGUGGACGUAGGUUUGUACGCCCCCUCCACCAAGCGACCUGAACUGUCCGGGAUCGGCAUUUGUCGAUUCCUCUUUGCGUCGUCUCCCUCCUCCAUCGUCACCCGCUGGCACGAGGCCGCGGAUCGACCCGACUUUACAAACAGACAUCACUGCAGUCACAAGCAGACCAAGCCCAAGAUUCGGCUGCCAUGUCCUAGGCUGAUGCACUCUGGGCAUAAGCACCACGCAUCCGGGGGCGGGCAUCCGGCAGUCGCCAAGAGCAUAGGGCAUAGGGCGGAAAUGCGGUCGGGCUGGCCCCAUCCUUGGGCGCGGGAAGCAACGUUAUGCUGUCAUCAACCUUCAGCCCUGAAGAGUUUCCUGGCUCUGCGCCACUACUGUACGAUGGAUCAACAAGAUCCGGGUCAACCAUCUCGUCAGGUCCUCUCAAAUCAUAUUCAUGAUUUAUGCCCAUUUUCUAUUACACGCGCACAAGUGUGCGACACAGAGAAGCAUCAUGGUGGUAACGGAUGAAAUAUGCAGCCAACAGAUGACAGAUGUGACUCGUAAGCUGUUGACUGUAGUGGACUGUGGGUCUGUGGCUGUCCUUAGCGGCUCCUAUCCCCAAGCGCGCGUCUAUCUUGACGCUUUGGGACUUGGCACACUCCACAAUGCCACCACCGUCCGAUCCAAUUGGACUGUCUCAUUCGAUACUAGCACCCUGUAUGACCCCGCUUGCCCGUCCAAUCCCCGUCGCCGACAAACAUUCUGAAUCCAAGGCUUUUACUUUUUUUUUUUUUUUCAUCCAAAAGUUUUGGAGGACCCUAGGCCGAAAAUUCUCAUACGCUGGUGCAGCCGCCGCCCGCCCGCUCAUCCCCCAACCCUUGAACCAGAAGAAUCGCUACUCUUGUCUCAGGCCCUUUGAUCGACCGCACUCGAAGAAGAGAUAUACCAUAUAUCUCGAUUCUGUGAUAGAUCGCCCCCAAUGCCGUCCUCUGCAGCCCCCAGACGCCCUGGUCCCGCCGCCGACGACGAGGACCCGGCAUCUUCUUCCUCCGCCAACUCUUCCGGCGCCGAGUCCGAAUCCGACUACCUUGACAGUCCCGCCUCGCGCAAGAGACGGAGGACUGAGCCCCCUGCCGAGCCAGACCUCGAAGACGAUGACGAUGACGACGAGGAGCUGAAGGCCAUUGUCUCAACCAUCAAGGCCCCAUCAAGAAUCAAGCGCGCCGCCGCCGCCGUCGAAGAAGCACCUCAGACCGUCCGUCCCGCGCCGUCGCAAAGCACAAUCUCUGCGCCGACGGACCCCAACACCACCUUCUCCGCCAUCAAUGUGCGCCCAUGGCUCGUGCAGUCGUUGGCCAACAUGGCCAUCAAGCGGCCCACCGGCAUUCAGAAGGGCUGUAUACCCGAGAUCCUCAAGGGGAGAGACUGCAUCGGCGGCAGCAGGACCGGUUCCGGCAAAACGGUCGCCUUCGCCGUGCCCAUCCUCCAGAAAUGGGCCGAGGACCCCACCGCCAUCUUCGCCCUCGUUCUGACGCCCACCCGCGAGCUCGCCCUGCAAAUCUUUGAACAGUUCAAGGCCAUCUCCUCCCCGCAGAGCCUCAAGGCCAUCCUCGUCACCGGAGGCUCCGACAUGCGCCCGCAGGCCAUCGCCCUCGCCCAGCGCCCCCACGUCGUCAUCGCCACCCCCGGCCGCCUCGCCGACCACAUCCGCACCUCGGGAGAGGACACCGUCUGCGGCCUGCGCCGCGUAAUGUACGUCGUGCUCGACGAGGCCGACCGUCUCCUCGACGCCACGGGGCCCGGCAGCAUGAUCCCCGACGUCGAGGAGUGCCUCUCCGUGCUGCCGCCCUCGUCCCAGCGCCAGACCCUCCUCUUCACCGCCACCAUCACCCCCGAGGUCCGCGCCCUCAAGGACAUGCCCCUCAAGCCCGGCAAGCAGCCCGUCUUCGUCUGCGAGGUCGACACCCAGGCCCUCGCCAUCCCCGCCACCCUCGCCCAGAUGCACCUCCAGGUCCCCGUCACCCACCGCGAGCACUAUCUCCACACCUUCCUCCUCACCGAUGCCAAUACCGAGAAGUCCGUCAUCAUCUUCUGUAACCGCACCUCGACCGCCGACUACCUCCACCACCUGCUGCGCCUGCUCGACCACCGCGUCACGUCACUGCACUCGGGUCUGCCCCAGCGCCAGCGCAUCGACAACCUGGGCCGCUUCCGCGCCGCCGCCGCGCGGAUCCUCGUCGCCACGGACGUCGCCUCGCGCGGUCUCGACAUCCCCGAGGUCGGGCUCGUCGUCAACUACGACAUCCCGCGCAACCCAGACGACUACAUCCACAGGGUCGGCCGUACGGCGCGUGCGGGACGCAAGGGCGAGGCCGUGACGUUUGUCGGGCAGAGGGACGUCGAGCUGGUGCUGGCCAUCGAGGCCCGCGUGGGCCGGCAGAUGGAGGCGUGGCAGGAGGAGGGAGUCAACCUCGAGACGCGCGUGCUGCGGGACACGCUCAAGGUCGUGAGCGAGAAGAAGAGGGAGGCGCUGCUGGAGCUCGAGGAAGGGAGGGAGGUCGGCGGAAAGAGGAAGAGGACAAAACAGAAGCUCAAUGCUUGAAAGGGGGGGAGCGUACGAGGUUGUUGAAAAAGCUAGUACAGAAUUAUCCGGGUCUCGGUGUUGUCAUGGUUGGAUGAGAGUAGACGGGAUAGACAAAACAAUACCCAACAGACAAAUGUCCAAGGCACUGAUGAAGCCGACACGUCGCAAUCUCAAAAUCACGAUGGCUCGCCUUGGGUGACUCUCCCGGCAUGAUCUGCUAUAAAGUGGACCUCAAAAUGGGCUGAGAGGGUCAAUGGGUGAAGCACCACUCAUUCCAGGGUCUUUUACGACAUACAGUGUGGGCAAAAAAGGUGAUGGCGUGAUGCUCCAGAACGGCGGCCAAAGAUGUAGGAUCCCACAGAGAUUAUCCGGUUCUGCAGUUUGCCAUGACCGUCUUGAGAGCAUUUUACUGCCAAGACCCUUUUCCCUUCUUUUCACCAAGAAAAGUCCACAUUGUUGGAUGCUGUUGAUAUCAAACCCCAGGUUUCAUUAACAGCAACGGUUUAUCCUAUUUUGUCCUCAUUUUAUAGUACUUAUCAGACCACAAGACCGGCUGAGAAGGACACCUGGUUUCUCUCGAGGUUAUCCGGCAUUAACAAGGAGAAAACAAAACCGGGUCUCAGUGUCGUCUGAUUAGAACACAACAUAAUCGAGCGUCCCUGGAUCAUAACUCGUCGUCAUCAUUCGUAAAGUGGUAGUAC
This is a messenger RNA of Colletotrichum destructivum, 3319 nucleotides long. Its product is annotated as Putative ATP-dependent RNA helicase DEAD-box, Helicase superfamily 1/2, ATP-binding protein. Gene Ontology annotation, molecular function: nucleic acid binding; RNA helicase activity; ATP binding. Lineage: Eukaryota; Fungi; Ascomycota; Sordariomycetes; Glomerellales; Glomerellaceae. The record is from RefSeq and is a predicted model, not a curated record. Bases 1014 to 2636 code for a protein of 540 amino acids. The transcript has 4 exons.